Molecule: messenger RNA, 1938 nt
Organism: Calidris pugnax (ruff)
Lineage: Eukaryota; Metazoa; Chordata; Aves; Charadriiformes; Scolopacidae
Gene: HNF4G
Product: hepatocyte nuclear factor 4, gamma
Exons: 10
Coding region: 10-1374 (454 amino acids)
Biological process (GO): regulation of transcription by RNA polymerase II; anatomical structure development; cell differentiation
Molecular function (GO): nuclear receptor activity; RNA polymerase II cis-regulatory region sequence-specific DNA binding; zinc ion binding
Source: RefSeq, a predicted model, not a curated record
UUGCACUCAAUGAUGAGGCUCUCGGAACCGAUCCUAGACCUGGAAAUGGCAAACUACAGCGAAGUUUUAGACCCCUCGUAUACGGCACUGGAGUUCGAAACGAUGCAGAUUCUGUAUAACGGCGCCGACGGUUCCGGAGAAGGGGUCAACAUGAACGCUGCCGACGGGGGGGUCAGUAGUCUCUGUGCCAUCUGUGGAGACCGAGCCACUGGGAAACACUACGGGGCUUCCAGCUGCGACGGGUGCAAGGGAUUCUUCAGGCGCAGCAUACGGAAAAACCACGUCUACACCUGCAGAUUCAACCGACAGUGUAUUGUUGACAAGGACAAAAGGAAUCAAUGCAGAUAUUGUCGCUUAAAAAAGUGUUUUCGUGCAGGAAUGAAAAAAGAAGCUGUACAAAAUGAACGGGACAGGAUAAGUACGAGAAGAACCACUUAUGAUGGCUGCAACAUUCCCUCGAUUAGCACGUUGUCACAAGCUGAGACACUCUCCCGCCAGAUCUCAAUCUCCAGUCCUGGUGCUAGCACUGACAUAAAUGUUAAGAAAAUUGCUGGUAUUAGUGAUGUCUGUGAAUCCAUGAAGCAACAACUUUUGGUCCUGGUGGAAUGGGCUAAAUAUAUUCCGGGAUUCUGUGAAUUACCACUGGAUGACCAGGUUGCCCUGCUAAGAGCACACGCCGGGGAACACUUGUUGCUUGGAGCAGCAAAACGGUCCAUGGCCUAUAAGGACAUUUUACUUUUAGGCAACAACUACAUUAUUCAUCGCAACAGCACUGAAGUAGAGAUCAGUCGAGUAGCAAAUCGGAUUCUAGAUGAAUUAGUUCGACCCUUCCAGGAAAUUCAAAUAGACGACAAUGAGUACGCCUGCUUGAAAGCGAUUGUGUUUUUCGAUCCAGAUGCAAAAGGCCUGAGUAAUCCAAUGAAGAUUAAGAACAUGCGGUUCCAAGUCCAAAUCAGUUUAGAGGAUUAUAUUAAUGACCGUCAGUACGACUCCCGAGGAAGAUUUGGAGAACUUCUGCUUCUACUGCCUACACUCCAGAGCAUCACUUGGCAAAUGAUUGAGCAAAUACAAUUGGUUAAACUAUUUGGAAUUGUCAAAAUUGACAGUUUGCUUCAGGAAAUGUUACUGGGAGGUACUUCUAAUGACGCCAGUCAUCUGCAUCACCCCGUGCACCCUCACUUAGCCCAGGAUCCAUUAACUGGCCAAACUAUCCUCAUAAGUUCAAUGUCGGCUCCUGUACAUACAGAACAGAUUUCAACUCCAGAAACUCCAUUACCUUCACCUCCUCAAGGCUCUGGGCAAGAAUACAAAAUGCCUACAAAUCAGGCUUCAGUCAUCGCACAGCAAACUAUUUUGAAACAAAAACCAUUGUGAUAAUGUUUCUGUCUCUGUCUUACCCUUCUUCCCUUCCUUCCCUUCCUUCCUUCCUUCCCUCCCUUCUUCCCCCCUUCCUUCCCAUCUUCCUUUAUAUGCACUAGACAAAUUGGUAGGACACUUGCACAUUUAAAAUCUCAGGAUGAUAAAGGAAAAUAUUUCCUCAGCAGCCACUACUGGGGGUGUUUCUUAAAACACCUUAUGAUUUGGGAAGUGAUGCUCACUGCUCUGACUGCCGUGUACAGCUGUAGCUGUGGACACCGCAGCCGGACAAAUUUGUAUAUAGGUUGAUAUUAUUUUUAGAUCUUUUAACUGCACAGAUUCUUUUUUUUUUUUUUUUUUCCUGGUUUAGUUUUUGUCUUAAUAUUAUUGUUUUAGAUGUGUAUAUAAUUUUUUUUCAUUGUGACGGUACGGGUUAGUGCUUGUUUAGCUGUGAAUUGUAGACAAAAGGCGGGUUAAUCAGGCAAAAGCCAAGAUUCCAUUAAUAGUAAGGCAGCAGGCUCCCAAAUAAAGCACAAGCAUUAAAUAAAAAGAAGAAAAAACUUAAUGGACCCAACCCAUUUA